AUCACUGGUAGAUAACAGUUGACAACUCAGCUAUAGCAUAGUUUAAUGUCAAUGUUAGUGACCUCUUGUGGUGCUUAUGCAAUGAAACCAUAAUGGCCUGUUGUCACAUUGUUGCCAAAAACGUAGAAGAUAGAUAGUCAACACUAGCCUAUUUACGUGACUGAUUAGUGACUUAGCUCAAUCAUAUGCUGCUACAAUCGUAGAUAUAAGCAAACAAUAAAGACAACGUAUGUAGCCUACACACGACUCCAAAGUUUCUAAUUAUACACUUGCUCACACACACAAAGGAAGGAUACACAUAUGCUGUUUAAGUCUUGUUAUAUAUUUUCCACAUAUAGAUAGUCUAUACUUCAACAUUCUUUAGUAUUGUUCAAGCACCGCAUUAAGGCUAGGAAAAAAUGACUAGAAAUGAAAGAUACAGACAUAAAUUGAAGGCGGCGCGGUUUGCGUCUCUGUCUCUCGCGCUCUAGUCAUUUUACAAAUUGUCGCACCUAGACGGCGACAUAGAGCUCGAGUCUGCUAAAAAACAACAACAUUUCAGCCUCUUUUCCUCCUGGCCAAAAUGCCUGAGCACGUUUGAGUGACCAUGGAGCGCGUUUUGCCGUCAUGUAGUGAAACGUUGACACGCGGAGGAUUUAUCUCGGAGCAAUGAAAGUUUAAAGCGCACCGAAGGAGGACAACAUGGCUGUGCAGGAGGAAGGAGAGGUUUUGCACAGUAAAAUCAGACAGCACGAUGGUGUUGUUGGCAAUGCAAACAGCGGGGAGAGCUUCAGGAACGGCUAUGUGAAGAGCUGCGUCACUCCGUUAAAACAAGACCAUUCGAGGGGCUUUUUAUUCAACGUCUGUAGGUUUUGCAAUGAGGAUAUUCUCAAGUCCAAACUAUUCCGCGGCUCGGCUCUCUACGUGGGAGCGCUGGCAGUCCUGGCGCUCUCCUGCUUCAUUUCGAGGUGCUUUCAGAGUGGACACGGCGUCUCGGACCUGCGGACUUUCCUCUUUGAUUUCUCCCAGUCCAUCAGUCCUUUAUUCAGCAUCGGCUGCGCGUAUUUCUUCCUCACCCUGUACCUGAGGCGGACGAAGAGGGAGAGCAGCAGAUGUUGGCUUUUGUCCUUACCAGCAUCAUGCUACUUGGGGGAUUUGAUGGUCUUGCGCUUGUUGCAGUGGGGAGAGGAGCACCAGCAGAUGCAAAUGAUGGGCAGGUUGCUGUUUGUGCUGGGCUGCGUGGGUCUGCUCACUCUCAUCCCCACUCUCAAACUCAAACACAGCGUCCUGAUCCUGGUCUUCGCCAGCCUGGUGUGGCUGCUGUCUUUCACCAGCCUCGGCUGUCUGUCUCCGUCCCUCAGGCCGGUGCUGGCGUGUACGGCGGGGGUCUCCGGCUCUUUGCUGGCGCUCUGUUUCGAUCACUAUUACCCACCGAGGGAGACGGCCAGCAGGAUUCCUAACGCGGAGGAGAAAGUUCCCGUCAUCAGACCCAGGAGAAGGUCCAGCUGUGUUUCUUUGGGAGAGACGUCCAGCAGUUAUUAUGGCAGUUGUAAGAUGCCCCGCAGACCUUCUCUGCCCUGUAUAUCCAGAGAACAGAUGAUCCUGUGGGACUGGGACCUUAAACAAUGGUACAAGCCACAAUAUCAGGGUGCAGUGAGUGGCAAUGGUGUGGAUCUCUCUGUGAUAAACGAGGCCAGGAACCUGGUCUCAGACCUGCUGGUGGACCCGUCUCUCUCACCACACGUCCUCUCGUCACUGCGCAGUGUGAGCAGCCUCAUGGGAGCUUUCUCUGGGUCCUGCCGGCCCCGGGUCAACCCCUUCACCCCCUUCCCCGGCUUCUACCCUUGUGCUGAGAUCGAAGACCCCUCAGAGAGAGGAGAGAGAAAGCCACUGAAGGGUCUGAGCAGCAGGAACAGUCUCCCUACCCCUCAGCUGAGGCGCAGUUCAGCCUCUUCCUCUCUGUCCCCACUGGAGUCUGCCUCGUCACGCUGGGAACGCACCAAUGGAAAGAGAUCUCACUCUGAGCUCAGCAGCCAGAGUUGUGUUUCUAAUGGGCCCAACAGCAACUUGCUGACUAUUCCUAAACAGAGAUCCUCCUCCGUCACACUCUCCUAUGGCCACACGAUACCCAGAAGACCAGGUGCUUCUCCCAGCCUGAGUCCCGUCAGCUCCCCGAGUCACAGUCCCCCUGCUGCUCCCGGCUCCUCUCUGGUCACACGCUCUCCAGUGGAGUUCCCAGACACUGCUGAUUUCCUCACCAAGCCCAGUGUCAACCUGCACAAACCACUGGGCUACACACUGAGCUCACCUGAUUUCCAGCCACACUAUCGAGGUCCCUCCUCGGCCCCCUUGUGCACCAGUUGUGGCCGACAGAUGUUAAAAAGUGUGGCUAGCAUAGAGGUGGGUGAGGGCCAUCAUGCAACAGGCAAUGAGACGCAAAGAACACGCUCAGCUGAAGGAGCAGAGUAUGGUGGGGAAAACUUGAUCCGAGAGGAGAGCUUGGAGGCAGAGUCUCAGGAGGAGAGGACUGCAGACGCAGCAGGGGAAAAACUAAAUAGCCAGCCUGAGGAAGAGGAACAGACCUCCAGUACGGAGCAGUCCUCAUUGGAUCCUGAGGGAGACGAGGAGUUCAGGUUGGACUCUAUGCUGGUGGACCAUGAAGCACUCAUGGAAAGGAUCAACACCUGGAACUUCCAGAUCUUUGAGCUGAUGGACAUGACAGGAGGAAAGACUGGCAGGAUUCUCAGCUAUGUGGCGUACACUUUGUUCCAGGACACGGGUCUGUUCGAAAUCUUCAAAAUCCCUGUGCGGGAAUUCAUGACGUACUUUUGCGCUCUGGAGAACGGCUAUCGUGACAUCCCCUAUCACAACCGUGUCCAUGCCACUGACGUCCUUCAUGCGGUGUGGUAUCUUACCACCCGGCCAAUCCCAGGCUUUCAGCAGAUCCAUAAUGAGCAUGUCACAGGAAGUGAUACAGAUUCGGACAGUGGAAUUUCCCCAGGCAGGGUGGCAUAUGCCACCUCCAAAAGUUCCUCAUUCUCGGAUGACAGUUACGGCUGUCUGGCCUGGAAUAUCCCAGCGCUGGAACUCAUGGCACUAUAUGUAGCAGCUGCUAUGCAUGACUAUGAUCACCCUGGUCGCACAAAUGCCUUUCUUGUAGCCACUAACGCUCCUCAGGCGGUGUUGUAUAAUGACCGUUCAGUUUUGGAGAACCACCAUGCAGCCUCUGCCUGGAGCCUGUUUCUUUCCCAGCCGGAGUUCAACUUCCUGUGCAGUUUGGACCACGUUGAGUUUAAGCGUUUUCGGUUCCUAGUCAUAGAGGCCAUCCUCGCAACAGACCUAAAGAAACACUUUGACUUCCUAGCAGAGUUUAAUUCCAAGGUUAAUGAUGUGAAUAGUCCAGGCAUCGACUGGACUAAUGAAAAUGACAGGUUGUUAGUGUGCCAAGUGUGCAUUAAGCUGGCAGAUAUCAAUGGGCCAGCCAAAGACCGCAGCCUUCACCUCAAAUGGACAGAGGGUAUCGUCAAUGAGUUUUAUGAGCAGGGGGAUGAAGAAGCCACUCUAGGAUUACCCAUCAGUCCUUUCAUGGAUCGCUCGGCACCACAGUUAGCAAAGCUGCAGGAGUCUUUUAUCACGCACAUCGUCGGGCCUCUUUGUAACUCCUACGAUGCUGCCGGCCUGCUGCCGGGAUACUGGAUUGACGAGGAGGGCUCAGACGAUGAAGAAGAAAUGGAAGACAUUGAAACGGAAGAUGAAGAGCUGGACGAGGAUCUUGAACCAAAGAGGAGGAAGGGUGAACGUCGGUUAUUCUGCAGCAUCAUGCAGCACUUAACAGAGAACCACAAGGUGUGGAAGAAGACCAUCGAAGAAGAGGAGAAAGCCAAGGAGCUGGAAAAUCAUCAGCAGCAGCAGCAAUCUGAGAGCCCCAGCCUUCCUCCGUCCACCUCCUCCUCCGACGACAUCCAGGUCAUCCAAGAGGAGGCCGAGGAGGAGGAACGGCAGUAGCAAGAGGAGAAGGUCAAGAAAAGACCCCUCCCUUUCCUUCACCUACACAAACACACACAUUGACACCCAGAGGAAGACCCUAGCGGUCUCCCCACGCUGAAAAUCGUCACCGACACUCUGAAGCUAAUGCAGUUCACAUUGUGUUGAAAAAAAGGCCUUACUACUGUGAGAGGACCCUUUGGUGGGAACCCCACUCCUAUGCACUUUCACCCCAUGGAGAAUCGGCGGAGAACGAACAGAGCUUUGAAGACGCCGGACCGUGUUGUGAGAUUAAAACCAGACGGAGAAGAACACAGACAGGAGACAAUCGUGCCAUCCCAUGGUUCCCUGGCUGUGACGCUGCCUUGAACAUAGAGCUCUUAACUCUCCCGUAGGUACUUAAGUCCAAAAGGACACGAAAAAGACAAUGACAUAAUUGACACCCGUUACCAAAGCGAACAGUUCAAAAACAGAAAGACUGCGACUGAAGCCGUUUCAGGCUCAGUGUCAGGAAGCAUAACUCGAAAUGUGCCUGUCUGAACUUAAAAAAAAGAUAUAUAUAUAUAUAUAUAUAUAUAUAUAUAUAUAUAUAUAUAUAUAUAUAUAUAUAUAUAUUAGAUAUAUAUAUAUAUAUAUAUAUAUAUAUAUAUAUGAAAUAUUGUUUGUUUUUAUUUUUCUUGUGGUCCAGAAAAUGGGCUAUGUACGCUGCACUGUAUGUGCAGUCCCCAAUUCAUGCUGGCGACAUAAAACACUGUAUUACUGAACAGAGUCAUUAGGACAAGUGGAAAUGCUGACAUUUUGACUGAAAAAUGACCUGACUUCUGCAUCGUUUUGGAUGCUUUUUAUUCAUGUUGGUCACUUUCUUGCAGUUUUUUUUGUUUGCCUUUGUUGUUUCUUUCUUUCUUUUUUUCUUUCUUUUUUAUUUCCAUUUGUGGUGUCCCCCGGCUCCCCUUUUCUCCUCUUCAGGAACGCUGAGUUGCCAAUUAUUCUCUGUAAAGUCCAUCUGUGUUUAAAAGCAUAGCAAAUGGGACAGGAAUGCUGUUCAAAUGAAGGGACGUUUCUCCUUUUUUACGUUUAAAUAGAUCUAUUUUUUCACGGUUACUCAGGAUUCAUGUGAAGGAUUGAUCCUUGUUUUUGGCGAAAAUUUAAUUCUGCAAUUUCAACUUGCACGUCGAACGUUCUUUUCAGGGGCGGGGCAAAAAAAAAGUUUCUAUUUUUUGUACGAAUAGCUUGAAAGUCGCUAGCAACAAAAGAUGCUCCCCCAAAGUGCAGUGUCCUACAUAUUAACCCCCAUCGUUAUCAGCUGCUCCAGACCAGUAUAUCCAUGUUUAUUUUUUCAAAGACCCCCUGAUAAGAAUUGGGAGCCAGGGAAGUUAACUGAAAACUGAAUGUUUGAGUUAGCAUGCAUGUCAUAGACUAAACAUUGCUUUGGGGUAACUUCAUGUUUGGCAUUAUUUGAACAUGCUUGUACUUUAAUUAUUGCCAAACGCAAAAUCCGGCCAGUUCAUUUUCUAGGAAUCCAGGGUUUCACCUUGAAAGCUGUACUUUUUUCCCUGUAUAUUUUCUUAUUCUUCACCAUAAGGCAAGUUUAAUACUAAUAGUUCUAUAUUUUUUUGUCUGAAGCAAGAACUCUAGGCAUUCCACUAGAAUAAUGAGGGAAGUACGGGGAGGUGGAGACGAACCUGGGUCUCCAGGUCUCUUUCUCUCUCUCGGUCUGCCUCACCUCAACAAAAACUCAUUUUGUCUCUGUAGAGGAAAGUUCUCAAGUAGGCAGUGUAAAUCAAGCUAGUAUAUUUAAGAGUAAAAAAAAAAAAAAAGAAAGAUACAAAUGUGCACAUUUUACUACCAAACAAGUGUUUAACCUCUGCACAGAAAGAAUACUUGCAUAUAUAAAUAUAUAUAUUAUAUAUUUUUUAAUUAAUCAACAAUGUGUCUGUUUUCUACAUACAGCUGACAUAUAUUGUACAUUGAGACCAUGUAAUUAUCAUCUUGUUUCAGGAGUUUUUUUUUUUUUAAUCUAAUGCUAUUUGCAGAUGUGGAUUUGUUUGGGUGUUGUGUUUUUCAGUUUUUUUUGUUUUUUUGUUUUUGGGUGCACUGUCUUUUGUUCCUGCCCAUAACCACUCUUUUGCAGAAAGCCCCUCAUUUCUAAAGCUUGUGGCGAUGCCGGAUGCCUCCCUGUCUCUGUCUCCCUUUGUGGGUUUGUUCAUUAGUCACUUUUUUGGCCUGUGCUCAGGGUGUGUUCUGUGUUGGGGGCUUGUGCGCACCCAAAGCAGCUUGUGGUGCUUCUAUUUCUCUUUUUCUGUUCAGACUGUGUUUCCAUCAGUUCUUGGAUCCGGGACUCCAGUGUGGCUCAGUUCGUCCCCCCUCCCCUCCACUUCACUGAGCUCACCCCGGCUGGGCUCAUACAGGUUGCCAAGCAGGGUGACGGCGGAUCAGAGCAUCACGGCGCCCCAUCCCCUCGUGUUGACCACUUGCUCGACUGUGAUAUCUCACUUUUGGGGGUUCGUCGCACCACAGUAACCUCCAAUGUUCCUGUCAUCAUUAACUUUACGAUGGCUUUCACUUUUUUUAUGUAGCAUUUAGAUGGCAAUGUCUGAUGUAACCAUUCAGCCUUUUCAGGGUUGUGGGGGGAAACUGACUUUUUUGUUAUUAUUUAUAGCUGUCAUAAAAGCACCAUCCCUGAACAAGA
Cyprinus carpio (common carp) is the source of this 6652-nucleotide messenger RNA. RefSeq names its product cGMP-inhibited 3',5'-cyclic phosphodiesterase 3B-like. The record is from RefSeq and is a predicted model, not a curated record. Gene Ontology annotation, molecular function: 3',5'-cyclic-AMP phosphodiesterase activity; protein kinase B binding. NCBI's taxonomy places the organism in Eukaryota, Metazoa, Chordata, Actinopteri, Cypriniformes, Cyprinidae. Gene Ontology annotation, biological process: signal transduction. Gene Ontology annotation, cellular component: membrane.